Messenger RNA from Pistacia vera, 2243 nucleotides. Its product is annotated as F-box/LRR-repeat protein 4-like. Gene Ontology annotation, molecular function: protein binding. The coding region runs from base 116 to 1939 and encodes 607 amino acids. Gene Ontology annotation, cellular component: SCF ubiquitin ligase complex. NCBI's taxonomy places the organism in Eukaryota, Viridiplantae, Streptophyta, Magnoliopsida, Sapindales, Anacardiaceae. Gene Ontology annotation, biological process: SCF-dependent proteasomal ubiquitin-dependent protein catabolic process. The record is from RefSeq and is a predicted model, not a curated record. The transcript is spliced from 9 exons.
GAAAAAAAAACAUAAUAAGAAGACAGACGCGCGCAAGCAAAGCACAAAAUAAAACAAUCUCUUAGAUUCAACACAUCAUCAUCAUCAUCGUUAUCAUUAUCAUUGGAUUCGUGAUAUGCGAGGGCAUGAUCGGAUCAACGCCUGUCUGCCGGAUGAGGUGAUUCUCGAGAUCUUCCGGCACUUCGACUCCAAGGUUAGCCGAGACGCCUGCUCCCUCGUCUGCAAGCGUUGGCUCACUCUCGAGCGCCUCAGCCGCACCACUCUCCGCAUCGGCGCCUCCGGUAGCCCCGACCUCUUCGUCAAGUUGCUUGCGCGCCGCUUCGUCAACGUUAAGAACAUUCACAUCGAUGAACGCCUUUCCAUUUCUCUUCCUGUGCAACUCGGAAAAAGACGUGGCAGUGAUCAGUUGGCUCUUUCAUCGCCUAAGCUGCAAUAUGUUAGUGAAAUAAGUGGAUCCGAGGAAGGUCAAGUUGAAUCAUAUUGUUUAUCAGAUGCUGGGUUGACCGCACUUGCUGAAGGUUUUUCGAAGCUUGAAAAAUUGAGCUUAAUCUGGUGCUCUAACAUAUCCAGCGUGGGUUUAAUGUCCCUUGCUUACAAGUGUAUAUACUUGAAAUCUUUGGAUUUACAGGGUUGUUACGUUGGAGAUCAAGGGCUAUCUGCUGUCGGGAAAUGUUGCAAGCAACUUGAAGAUCUGAAUUUGCGUUUUUGUGAAGGUUUGACUGAUACGGGUCUAGUUGACUUGGCUCUCGGCUGUGGGAAAUCUUUAAAAUCUAUUGGUGUUGCGGCUUGUGUAAAAAUUACUGAUGUAUCAUUAGAAGCUGUGGGUUCUCACUGUAAAUCUCUUGAAACAUUGUCAUUGGAUUCAGAAUUCAUCCACAACAAAGGGGUGCUUGCUGUGGCCCAAGGAUGUCCUCAUCUAAAAGUUUUGAAGCUUCAAUGUGUUAACGUUACAGAUGAGGCUUUGAUAGCUGUGGGAACUCGUUGUUUGUCUUUGGAGUUAUUGGCUCUAAACAGUUUCCAGCAAUUUACGGACAUGGGUUUGAGUGCUAUAGGAAAUGGGUGUAAGAAGUUAAAAAAUCUCACUCUAAGUGAUUGCUAUUUCCUGAGUGACAAGGGUUUGGAAGCAAUAGCUGCAGGCUGCAAAGAACUUGCACAUCUUGAAGUCAAUGGCUGCCACAAUAUUGGGACUCUGGGACUGGAGUCCAUUGGACAAUCUUGCCAGAGCCUCACUGAGUUAGCUUUAUUAUACUGCCAAAGAAUUGGUAAUUCGGCUCUUCUUUUAGUUGGAAGGGGCUGUAAGUUCUUGCAAGCUCUUCACUUGGUAGAUUGCUCUAAUAUUGGAGAUGAGGGCAUUGGCAGUAUAGCUAGAGGCUGCCAGAAUUUAAAGAAACUUCACAUUCGUCGAUGCUAUAAGAUUGGGAACAAGGGAAUCGUAGCUGUUGGUGAGAAUUGCAAGUCUCUGACUGAGCUCAGCCUUCGAUUUUGUGACAGAGUGGGGGAUGAAGCUCUCAUUGCCAUAGGUCAGGGCUGCUCCUUGAAACAUCUAAAUGUCAGUGGUUGCCACCAAAUUGGUGAUGCCGGAAUUAUAGCCAUUGCAAGAGGGUGCCCUCAACUCAAUUACCUAGAUGUAAGCGUUCUCCAGAAUUUGGGAGAUAUGGCAAUGGCAGAGUUAGGAGAAGGUUGUCCAUUACUCAAGGACAUAGUGUUAUCCCACUGCCGUCAAAUCACAGACAUUGGUUUAGCCCAUCUUGUUAAAAACUGCACAAUGCUUGAGUCAUGUCACAUGGUGUAUUGCCCGGGGAUUACUGCAGUUGGAGUUGCCACUGUGGUUUCCAGUUGCAUCAAUAUAAAAAAGGUGAUGGUUGAGAAGUGGAAGGUGAGUCAGAGGACCCGAAGGAGGGCCGGUUCUGUUAUCUCAUACCUCUGUAUAGACCUUUAGAUCAAACAACCUAGUUAUUUAUAUGCAGAGCUUGUUAAUACCCAAAAAGAAAAAAAANUCUGCAGAAGAGGAUGAAGAUGUGCUUUUGUAUAUCCCUGUUUACUUUGUUUUUUGAAAAAAAAAAAAAAAAAAAAUCCCGCUUCUCUUCUUUAGCCCUUUUGAUUGCUCAGUUCAGCUUAAAUACAUUUCAAUUUUUUGUAUAAUUGGUUUGUAAUAAACUUAAGAGUGAAAGUUUGUAAGUACCAUGUGUAAGAAAGUUUUGGCAGUUUACAUGAAUAAAUUAGAGUCUCUGAUGUAUGAUAAU